Molecule: messenger RNA, 504 nt
Organism: Lucilia sericata (common green bottle fly)
Lineage: Eukaryota; Metazoa; Arthropoda; Insecta; Diptera; Calliphoridae
Exons: 1
Coding region: 1-504 (167 amino acids)
Source: RefSeq, a predicted model, not a curated record
AUGUCAGCCACAAAAUACAUUAAUACAGAAUCUUGGAAUAUUCCCACAAACAUAAAACUAGCUGAUCCCAAUUUUAAUCAGCCCGGUUCAAUUGAUAUACUCCUUGGUGCCAGUAUUUUUUAUGAAUUUCUUAUGGUAGGUCAAAUAAAACUUCGAGAUAAUCUUCCUAUUUUGCAAAAAACCUCCUUGGGUUGGAUAGUAGCAGGCGCAAUAUCAUCGAUAGCGCACUCACCAUCAGUACCACCAAAAAAUUCCGUAUUUAGUGCUACAAUUCUCGAUAAAUUAAACGAUUGUUUAGAAAAAUUUUGGACAAUUGAAGAUCACCACAGAAUAAACAAGGAGGAAAACAAUAAUGAUUGUGAGCGAUAUUUCGAAGAAACAACGUAUAGAUGUCCACAAACAAACAAAUUCGUUGUUAGAUUUCCAUUUAAACCAAAUGCUCAAAAACUGGGGGAAUCAUAUGAUAUCGCACUUAAAAGAUUUCUGUUGUUAGAAAACGAUUAA